This is a messenger RNA of Acyrthosiphon pisum (pea aphid), 1132 nucleotides long. RefSeq lists its product as uncharacterized. The record is from RefSeq and is a predicted model, not a curated record. The coding region runs from base 402 to 1070 and encodes 222 amino acids. NCBI's taxonomy places the organism in Eukaryota, Metazoa, Arthropoda, Insecta, Hemiptera, Aphididae. Gene Ontology annotation, molecular function: sequence-specific DNA binding. The transcript has 6 exons.
GAUAAGACUGCGAGUAUUUUUUUAAGGGGCAAUGUAUAAUUUAUAUAGGCAACCAACAAUAAACACAAGGCGACGUCACGAGUAUACAUUUAAUCUUAUGCAAUGCAGUAUGCACAAAAACACAAGGCGGUGCGCAUGCGCGAACUAGGUCGAAAACACGGUUCGAGUUGAUCAUACUUCUUAUUUAUUAUACUAUGUACAAUGUAAAUUAGUACAUUACAAGACUGAGUGACUGAGUGACCGAGGCUACCCACGUCCAUUGAUCGAGUUCAUUUUUCUAAGUAGUAAGUUCCAAGUGCAUACAAUACAGAUAGGUAACUGUCUACUGAUAAGGCUAACUUCAAUAUUCGACUUGUCAAAUUGGUCUUGGUGGUUGCACUUUUAUUUUAACUGUUUUAAAAAUGCAUAAGUGUAUAUUGUGUGAUAAGAAGUCGGAUAAAAAAAAAUUCAAUCGUCCAGUAGUUCGUUUUCAUCGAUUUCCCAAGGAUGAAUAUAAAAAAAGAAAAUGGCUCAAAGCUAUAGGAAUUGAUCGUUGUCAUGAAUGGCAAUGUGUAUGUAGUGAUCAUUUUUUAGAAGAAAAUUAUAAGCGAAGAAAUAGUGGAAUUUUCAGAGGAAUUUUAUUACGUAAUGCUAUUCCCCAACCUUAUGAUCGAAAUGGUUUUCCUUCAAAUCAUGCUACUCAAAGUAAUGAUGUUGAAACUGGAAAUAAUGUAAUUUUACCAAUGGAAACAAAUAUGAUAAGAGAGGAACAUAUUGAAAAUGCCGCUGUUUAUAGAAACAAUGUGGAUAUGCCGGACCAUACUUCAGGAUCUGGAUUACGAUGUUCUGUUAAAAACUGCUUUAACAGGCAUUCAAAGAAUCUGACCCUCUUUGGCUAUCCUAAGGAUUUCACACUCAGAAAAAAUUGGAUUGAAAAAUGUGGAACAAAAAAAGAUCCUGCUAAAAUAGUAAAAUCUAGUACAAAAGUUUGUAGUACUCAUUUUGAACCAGAAUGCUUCACAAAUACUACAUUAAAAAACAGACUAAAACCAGGCGCUGUUCCAUCAUUAUUUUUUAAUAGUGAUUGGUGAAAAGAAAAAAACUCUUUUAGAACUGAGAAGAUCAAUGGCUUUAUAACUUUUUUAUGUGAAUU